This is a messenger RNA of Brassica rapa (field mustard), 4565 nucleotides long. RefSeq names its product cytochrome P450 78A5-like. Gene Ontology annotation, molecular function: oxidoreductase activity, acting on paired donors, with incorporation or reduction of molecular oxygen; monooxygenase activity; iron ion binding. NCBI's taxonomy places the organism in Eukaryota, Viridiplantae, Streptophyta, Magnoliopsida, Brassicales, Brassicaceae. The record is from RefSeq and is a predicted model, not a curated record.
UUAAAAUAGUUCAAAGAUUCUAUAUAUUAUUAGUCUUUUUAAAAUAUAUUUAAUAAAAUUAUGCAUGAAAAAAGUUGCAACUUCUAUUUUAAAAAUAAUAAUUAAAAAGAUGUUUAUUUACGUAUUUUUAAUAUUCCAAUCUAACAAAAUUUUAUUGUAUCUUUACAAAAACAGAAAUAUACAGUUUUGUUUUACAAAAUAAAACUUUAUAAAUAGCUAAAUAAAUAAAUAAAUUCCUAAUUAUUAUCAAAUUAUUAUACAUUAAUAUUAGUUAGCUUUGACUUAUAUACACAUUAUAAAUUUAUAAUAAUAUAUAUAAAAAAAAAUUAAUAGCAUUACUAAAUAUUAAAUACCAGAAUAAAUAAAAAAGUAUUAUAAACUAACGCAAUACAUAUUAAACUUAUAAUGAUUACACUGCUAAAUUAAAAUAUUAUUUUUAUUUUAAAAAAAAGUUAUGAUACAGUAUUAUUUUAUAGUACAUGUUAAUUAAAAUAAUAAAACACCACUGUAUUAUAAAAAAUCAUGUAAAAUUUUAACAAACAUUCCAAUUACAAAUCAUAAAUCUUUUCCUAAAUGUACUAAAUACUUCUUGGUAAAUUAAGAGUAUAUGAGUCUUGGAUCUCCUACAAUAUCUGCACUUUCAAGAUUACUUUUUGAAAAAAUAAUUAAUAAUAAUUAUAACUAAAAAUCUAAAUAAUUCACAUUCCUAAAGAAAAAUAUGAAAUUUAAUUCUCAUUACAUUAAAUUUUAUAGAAAAUAAUCUUGUGGUUUAAAAUCUAAUUAGUUAUUAAAUGUUAUACUGUUAACCCAUCUCACAAUAGUGAAGUUCCUCCACUAUAUAAGUAGUCUCACUAUCCCAUAAUCAUCAUCAUCAUAACUAUCAAUUCUUUCUUUCUCUUUGGCUCACCAUCUAUAAUAAACCAUAAUUCCUUCGACAAGAAAAUGGCUAUUGAUCCGAGUCUUUCUUUGGGUUCUAGAACUGGAUCAUUUCCAUUUCUGAGUCUCGACCUUUGUCUCAGCAUUGUCCUCUUCAUAUCCCUUUUCGUUUUCUGGUUGACCCCAGGUGGCUUUGCCUGGGCACUUUACAAAGCUCGUGUCCAUACCCGACAACAAUCCAAAGCCCGAGCCGCCAUUCCUGGCCCGGCAGGUCUCCCCAUCAUUGGCCUCCUCUUGGCCUUCGUCAAUAACGCCUCAACACACAGAAUCCUCGCCAGUAUUGCUAACUCCUGCAAUGCAAAAGCUCUCAUGGCAUUCUCUGUCGGUUCGACCCGGUUUGUUAUAACUAGCGAACCGGAGACCGCCAAAGAGCUCUUAAACAGCUCAGCUUUUGCAGACAGGCCUCUGAAUGAGUCUGCUUACGAGCUGCUUUUUCAUAGAUCUAUGGGGUUUGCUCCCUUUGGUGAUUACUGGAGAGAGCUGAGGAGAAUCUCGUCUACUCAUCUCUUUAGCCCUAAGAGGAUCUCCGGUUUUGCCGAAUCCCGUAGAAAAAUUGGGAAUAGUAUGGUAGAAGAUAUCAACAGCGCAAUGGCGAGUUAUGGAGAGGUGGAGAUCCGAAGAAUCUUGCAUUUUGGAUCACUUAACAACGUGAUGUCUACCGUUUUCGGCAGAACAUUUUAUUUCAACGAUGGUACCAAUGAGUUGGAGCACUUUGUGUCCGAAGGCUAUGAGCUUCUCGGAAUCUUUAACUGGGGUGAUCAUUUCCCGGGAGCGAGGUGGUUAGAUUUACAAGGCGUGAGGAGAAGAUGCCGUAGCCUUGUUGGUAAGGUGAAUGUGUUUGUCGGAAAUAUAAUCGAUGACCACAUAUCAAAGAGGUCUCUUCAUGAUAGUCAAGAAGAAGAAAGCACUAAUGAGGAUGACUUUGUUGAUGUUUUACUUGGCAUGCAAGGCAACAGCAAACUUUCCAACUCUGAUAUGAUUGCCGUCCUUUGGGAAAUGAUUUUUAGGGGAACAGACACCGUGGCCAUUCUAUUGGAAUGGAUCCUUGCGAGAAUGAUUCUUCACCCUGACAUUCAAGCCAAGGCGCAGGCCGAGAUCGAUGUUAUCGUGGGUGAAUCGGGACGUCAAGUCUCAGACUCAGACCUCUCCAAGCUUCCAUACCUCCGUGCCAUCGUCAAGGAAACCCUAAGGAUGCACCCACCUGGUCCUCUCCUCGCAUGGGCUCGUCUCACCAUUCACGAUACUCAGAUUGGGACCCACUUUAUUCCCGCUGGGACCACUGCUAUGGUUAACAUGUGGGCUAUAACACAUGAUGAAAAGGUUUGGCCGGAGGCUCACGAGUAUAAGCCAGAUAGGUUUCUUGGUGCGCCCGAAAGUGGUAACUUCCCCAUCAUGGGAUCUGAUUUGAGGCUUGCUCCCUUUGGUGCUGGACGUAGGGUCUGUCCUGGCAAGUCUAUGGGUAUAGCCACAGUGGAGCUAUGGCUGGCUCAGUUGCUAGGUCGCUUCAAGUGGGUCCCUUGUGGUGAAGUAGAUUUGAGCGAGACUUUGAAGCUCUCUUUGGAGAUGAAGAACCCUCUUGUUUGUAAGGCAAUCCCUAGGGUUUAAUUAGGGCUUCGUUGGUUAUCAAACUAUGCUAUUCUUAUCUCUCUCUCUUGGUUUUGUUUGAUUUCCUAUUGCUUUAUACUCAUUUUUGUCAGUAGCUAUAUCUAAAUAAAAGUUCCAAUAUAUGGUAACAUUUUUGUUUCAACUUCUUCUUUAAAUCAAUCUAUACUAUAUAACAUGGUUUAAUAUCCUAAUAUGUUACAUGAUAGUUUCGUAAUAACAUCAGAAAUUUUAUUUGAAAUAAGUAUUUACCAAAACUACCAUAUACACAGGUGUAUGCACAUAAAAUUGUCAUUAUUGACCAGCUAUCAAUGUAGAAUAAACUAAUGUAGCUAACUACACCAAAUAUAUAUCUUAUGUAACAAUAUCAUUCAAUUUCAUAAAGUUACUAGGUGAUAAUCCACGCCCUGCGCAGAGUGAGUGAACUAAAAAAGAUUAUAACUUUUAAUCUAUAGGUAUUAAAAAAGUAAAAGUCAUCGACACAAGUAUUACAUGUUAUAUAAUGAAUGACUAAACGAAAUUGUGUUAUUGGUUGCAAAACAAUAUUGAAUCAAAUUGUGACACAUGGACCCUGUUUUUUAUUUUUAAAAUUAAAAAUUGUUUAUAAAAUAAUGAAAGCAAAAUAAAAAUGGAAAAAAGAAGAGUAACACACGUUCUUAACAAUCCAGUUCAAUCCAAUAAUCUCUUUCCAACAGUUCUUCUUGCCUACACCUCCACGAUCACCAUUCACGUCAAUCUCUCUUAUAACUACCUUCACUCCAUCAUUUAUAUUUAUGCAAUGUCAUUGUAAAGUUCUCUUACUCAAAUCCACACAACGUUUCUUCUCCAAGAUAAAUUGAUAUUUGAUGUAUCAUCUCAUGUUUUCUCUCCUUUUGAUGCUUAAUUUCUAUGGAUCUCAUUAUUUUCUAUGCCUUUCACUAUGAUAUUUUUGUAUCAAGCUUCGCUCGCAUGCAAGGUUUUUAAGAAAAAAAUCAGGUUUGUAUUUUUUUUGGUAAAAAAUCAGGUUUGUAUCUUCUUUCUUCCAAAUAUGGAAAUCUGAGGUAGAGGGAGCGAAAUAGAAUAUUUUAUGUAAGUGUACACCUCUACAUCCAUCAGAAACAUGAGAGAAGAAAAUAAGACAAACUGGCUUUAACAAGAAUGAAGCAUUAUUGGAUCAACAUACAAUCCAGAAAAAUAAAAGCCGAAACAAAAUGAAGGACUUUUUUCUACAACAAAUGAAGGAGUAGAAUCAGGUGUCCAUAAUCUGAUAACAAGUGGUAUUUUAGAUCUUCUCUGAUUCCUUUUUUUUUUUGUAACUGAUCUUAUCUGCUUAUUUUUCUUAUGCUCUUCUUUACAAGUAUCUAUUUUAUUUUUGUAGCCUUUGCUUGAAGAAAUUCCAUCAGUCAGUAUUAAAGAUGUGAUACAGAUUUCGAAAGAAGGAAAGACAUUAAAAACCAAACACUCUACUGGGGAAAAAGAGUAUUAACAAUUUUGAUGAUGCAGCUGAGUAUUUACAAAUCUGUAAGUUGAUCUGAGUGUUUCAAAAAUCUUUUUUUUCUGAUUAUAAUAGAGCAAGUGUAUUAUAUACAAGUCGAAUAUUCUAAAUAUAUCGAAUCUAUUAUGUUUAGUUUUAUUGUUUUUAUUUUCCAUUAUAUUAGAAAUAAGGAUAUUUAUAUUUUCAAGAAACGUAUUUACAAAAAAAAUACAGACAAAACUGAAUUGAUUAAACAUAUUUUUAACUACUUUUAUGCAUGUUUGAAUGUAUCUUAACUUUCUAUAAAAAUUGCUUUCAGAUAUGUAUAUUAUCUCUUUGAAAAGUCAUAAUAAUUCUUAUAAGGCUUCAAACUCUUUGUCUGAAUGCAUCCACUUCUAAUUUUAGAUGCCGGUGUGUGUUACUAACAUAAUGUUUAAUUUUGAUGAAAACAAAAAUGAAACAACAACUUUGGAAUUGUACAAUAAAAAGAUCGUUAAAGUGCAAUAUUUCAAAAAAAAAAAACAUCAGUUAAUUGCAAGUAAAAAUUGAUCCCGUGCUUAGCACGGGGUAAUAA